AUGACCGACGAAAGACUGGCUCAUGCCGGUUUUGCCAACGAGCACCAGUUCAACUGGCGCAACCUGCGACUGUGUAUCCUUGUGUCAUCUGCAGCAUGUGCUUGUGGCUACAUGCUGUCUAUCAUUGGGUCGGUCUUGGGAAUUCCAGGAUUUCAAGUCCAUAUGGGUAUUCUUGACCCAGUAACCGGCACCCCGACUCCCAAUGCAGCUGGAUUGACAGGUGCUAUCACGGGGACUUUCUAUGCUGGAUCAUGCUGCGGUUUGAUCUGGGGGAGCUUCGUGAUGGACAAAUGGGGACGCAAAGCAGGGCUGAUCAACGCGGCUAUUCUCGCGUCUAUUGGCACAAUAGGAGUUACAGCUGCUAACGGAGCGCCCAUGUUUAUUGUGUUCCGCUUCUUCUGCGGUGCAGGUUCGAACGCGUUUCUCGGUGUCACCGGGGUCUUUACGACCGAGAUCUCGCCACCUGCAAUGCGUGGGCUCUUCGUGGGUAUGGUCGGUGGGGGCAUACUCACGGGCUACUCGAUCGCAUCCUUGAUGGGCGUCGCCUUCUUCCACGUCAAGGACAAUGUUGACGCACAGUGGCGAGCCCCACUUGGACUGGCUAUGGUAUUCAUCGCUUUCGUCCUGCUGAUUCUGCCUUUGCUGCCCGAGUCGCCGCGGUGGCUGUUAAUGCAAGGGCGAAAUGCAGAGGCCAAGGACAUUGUUUUGAACAUCCACAAGGACACCAAGUCGAACAGUCAGACAUUUGCCGAGCACGAGUUUUACCAGAUGCAACAACAGAUCGAACUCGACAAGCAGCUCAGCACUUCUUGGGCCGAGAUGUUCCGCCGCCCGUCACUUCGCAAGCGUGCCAUGAUCGCUAUGACGUUUGGGUUUUUCAACCAAAGCACCGGCAUUCUCGUCAUAGGCAGCUACGGAACUCUGAUAUACCGCAGUCUGGGCUUCGACACGAACGCUGUUCUAUGUUUCCAAGCCGGUUGGAUCAUGACUGGAGUGCCCUUCAACUUUCUGGGAGCGUGGCUAUCCGAUCGAUGGGGACGGAAACCCAUGUUCAUCCUUGGUCUUUUAGGCUGCGCUUUCAGCUUGGCUCUUGAAGCUGGGCUGGUGGCCACUUGGGUCACGCCAGAGGAGCUCCAACAUCCCAACAAGGUCGCCUUGGGAUGGGCGGUCGCCGCGCUGUAA
Exophiala bonariae is the source of this 1182-nucleotide messenger RNA. RefSeq lists its product as uncharacterized. Lineage: Eukaryota; Fungi; Ascomycota; Eurotiomycetes; Chaetothyriales; Herpotrichiellaceae. Gene Ontology annotation, molecular function: carbohydrate:proton symporter activity. Bases 1 to 1182 code for a protein of 393 amino acids. The record is from RefSeq and is a predicted model, not a curated record. The transcript has 3 exons. Gene Ontology annotation, cellular component: membrane. Gene Ontology annotation, biological process: carbohydrate transport; transmembrane transport.